AUGAAUAUCGACAGACCUCCAACAUAUGCAUCUUCCGUGCCUACUUCCAAUGCUCCUCCAUCAGCAGCAGUAGCAGCAGCAGGAUACAGCUACAAUGAAUUCCUUCAAGGACAAAGUCUCCAAAUACGCUCUGUCGCUGGUGAUCCAUCGGAACCAUGGCUGCGAACUGUCAAUCGAAUUGUCGCGGGUGUCGGGAUUGGGUUGAGCACGAACUUGCUUAUUAUGCGAAUUUACACGAAAGCCAAGAUCAUGAGGAAAUUUUGGUGGGAUGAUGCCUUUAUUACUCUUGCAUGGUCGUAA
Molecule: messenger RNA, 300 nt
Organism: Talaromyces atroroseus
Lineage: Eukaryota; Fungi; Ascomycota; Eurotiomycetes; Eurotiales; Trichocomaceae
Exons: 3
Coding region: 1-300 (99 amino acids)
Source: RefSeq, a predicted model, not a curated record